This is a messenger RNA of Lichtheimia ornata, 3366 nucleotides long. RefSeq lists its product as uncharacterized. Bases 1 to 3366 code for a protein of 1121 amino acids. The transcript has 7 exons. NCBI's taxonomy places the organism in Eukaryota, Fungi, Mucoromycota, Mucoromycetes, Mucorales, Lichtheimiaceae. The record is from RefSeq and is a predicted model, not a curated record.
AUGGGCUCACCUUCUUCGCCGCCCUCUAAAACGAAUGAGCAGCAACCGAUAUACUCCACUUCACCACAAUCCAUUCGUCACGAGUCACCAGCUUCAUUCGGUCAACUUUUUGACAGGCAUGGCAUUUCACCUUCAUUGACAAGCGAGAUCGAUGUUGUGCUUGAUGACGGAAGUCUUCAGCGACGACGUGUCUCAUUGACAAGCUUGACUGAAGGAGCAGCUGCAGCAACAAGCGCCUCAUCAGCGACUGACACGACUCCACUCCUCCUGCAUAAUAAGCAUCCCACGUAUAUGGAUCAAAGCCGUUCUCCAGCACCCUCGACGACAUCCUCCUCCUCUUCAACUGAUGACGACGAUGAUGAUGACGACGAUGAUGAUAGCAGCAGCGAAGAUGAUGAUGGUCAUAGCAUCUAUUCCACCUUGUUCUCUUUCAAAUGGUUGACUUGGUGCCGGCAACAUUGUAUACCCAACGUUAAACAGCAACGUGUACUCAAAUGCAGCUUUGCGUACUUCCUUGCUUCUCUUUUCACCUUUGUCCCAGCACUCAAUGCAGCUAUCGGUUACAAUCGCACAUCAAGCCAUCUUGUCGCUACGGCAACGGUCUUUUUCAAUCCUGCAAAAACACUCGGUGGCAUGAUUGAAGCAGCUGCGUAUGGUUGGGGCUACGUCUUUUUCGCUCUCACCAUCUCAUUGGGUUCCAUGGUUACCACCGAUUUCUUUGUGGAUCGCAACUUGUAUCGCACAGCACAUGCCAUCUCGUUGAUGUUUUGGUUAGCCGGCGCCACUUGGAUCAUUGCAUUUUUCAAAGCCUAUUGGAACAAGCCCCCUGUGGCAACAGCAUCAAGUCUUUGUUUCAUUAUCAUCUUCAUUGUUGUCGUGCGUGAAGGAUCAGCCAAUCGAGGUGAUUUCGACACCACUCGUAUCGAAGAAAUCAGCUCAGCCGUUGCAAUCGGCACCAUCAUUACCGUGCUAUGUUGUAUUAUCUUUUGGCCAGUGUCAGCAGUGGGAAAGCUAAAAAAAGAUAUCGAAUCAACCUUGAUCUCCUAUCGGACCUUAUUGAAGCUAUUGACCAAGACCUUCCUUUUGGAUGAUGAUCUCCCCGAGUUUGAAGCCAACAGAGAACUUCAUUCAGCAAUCGAAUCCCAUCGUGCCAGUUUUACAUCGUUGCAAAGCUCGUUGCAUGAAGCCAAGCUGGAGAUGUGUUUUCAUAAAGGAGAGAGACAAGCUGAAAAGUAUGAUCAGAUCAUUGCAUGUAUGCAUCGCCUUGCACAAUACGUUGGUGGAUUACGAAGUAGCUGUGGCAUCCAAUUUGAGCAUAUCAGCAACACAAAAACGAAUCAGAAGGCCAUGUCUGCCAGCUUGCAUCAAUCCAACAAACGAUCACGCAGUGUGGAUGGUGGCAUUUGGAAUGUUCGAGCAGGAUACCAUUUGCGUAAGCUGCAGGAUGAGAUACGCCGCCAAAAGACCAUGAUAUUGGAUGACAGGGAUUCCAAGAGAAGAAGAUCAGAUGAUGAAGGAUUGGAAACGAGGCGAUCAUCCAUUCGACGCCAUCAGCAACAGCAACAACAAAAGGAGGGUGCCACGUUGAUCAAGUUCAUAAAGACCAUUCGACAGCCUCUCAAAUCACUGGCUUUUACAUGCAAACGCACCAUAUCGCAAUUGCAAGAAGACUUUGGUACAACUCCACCUGCACAUCAAACCAUCCCACGUUGGAAGCUCAAAAACAACCUCAACAAGGCAAUGGAGCUAUUUGAAGUGGCGGAGCAUAAGGCUGUGGCACGACUGUAUCGCCAUCGCAACCACUCGUCGUCUAGCAACGCGGAUGAAGAAGCAUCGACUUAUGUGCCUGCAGAGGAUGUUUUGCUCGUGUACUUGUUUCUCUUCAACAUGCUUGAAUUCGCUCGUGAAUUGAUGCAGCUGGUGGAUGCUGUGGAUCAAUUGUCACGUGUCGAAGAAAUACAAUCCUCAUCGGCUGGUUGCUGUCAUGGGUGGUCACUUUAUUGGUUUUGGCCCAAAAAGGAGAAAAAGAACGCGCACAUAGCUGAAAUGAUUCCUAAUGAACGCAACACGGCUGAGACGCUUCACACUCGUACACCUAAAACACCAUGGCAACAAUUUCUAUGGCGGAUUUGGAAGUUUACUCAAUUGCUCAAGCAACAAAAGUUUCGUUAUGCUACUAAAGCUAUGGUGGCAGCUGUAUUGUUGGCAACACCUGCUUUUAUGGAAUCCACUGGCGACUGGUUUAGAGAAUGGCGAAUGGAAUGGGCCCUUAUUACACUUAUGGUCGUCAUGACACCAACAGUGGGAGGCACCAAUAUCGUGGCAAUCUAUCGCAUAUUUUCGACCAUUUUGGGCGUUUCAGCUGCAGCUUUGUUUUACAGCUUGUUCCCUGCCAACAUGUACAUCCUACCAAUACUCACGUGGCUAUUCUCGAUACCGAAUUUUUGGGUGAUCCUCAACCACAAGCAUGGCAAAUUUGGUCAAUUCACAUUACUAGCUUACAACCUGGUGAUGCUCAACAAGUACAAUGAUCGUGAGACAAAUCGAGUGGACGUUUGGUGGUUAGCCCUGCAAAGAUUUCUUGCCAUUGUGGUCGGCGUAGUGGUUGGGUUGUUUGCGACAGGCUAUGUAUGGCCAUUUGAGGCACGUGUCGAAUUGCGCAAAGGGCUAUCCGAUCUCUUGAUCCGAUUAGCAUGGGUGUAUCGCAAGCUUGUAUCAACAUACGCCAACCACAGUGACAUUAUUGUCAUUCCUUCCGACGCUGAUGGGCACGGACCAACACACGAAGAGAUUAAGGAGUUAGCAGCCCAAUCAUUUAUGGAUCUCGAGCUUGAUAUUCAACGCACACUCACUGAAUUGGGCGUAUUAUUGUCACAAGCACCCAACGAAUUUCGACUCAAGGGACCUUUUCCUGUUGAUACAUAUCGCUUGAUGUUACGAUCCUGCAGGAACAUUACCGACAAGUUCAUGGCAAUGCGGACUGUUAUUUUUAAAGAUGCAUGGAUCGAAAAUGUACAUCAUAGCCUUGUGCUUCCAGUGAGCCGUGAACGGCGUGAAAUGGCUGGCAACAUUCUCUUGUACUUUUAUCUACUCGCAUCGGCAUUAAGAUUGAAGACGCCUCUCCCGCCACAAUUUCCCCCAGCUCAUAGUGCAUGGAAAUCGCUUCUUACACGGAUGAGACAGCUACCCAUUGGACAAUCACAACAGCUAUUGGAUAUGGAUCAUGUGUAUAUGUUUUACUAUGCGUACAUCAUGAUGAUGGAGGACGUGAUUCGUGAAUUGGACAAGCUUGGCGAUAACAUGAAGGAAUUGUUUGGCGAAUUGAUACCACAGAGCCAAUGGAAUGAAAUGUUUGAUACAGUAUAA